CAAAAAAAAAAAAAAAAAGAACGGAAUUGAUCCAUGAUCCAUAAUUGUUUUCACUAUCAAUUUUGUUUGGGUUCUUUAUAUGAAGGCCAAUUGCUUCAGCUUCUACAGUUGAAACUGAGAUUCCUUUGUAGUUUGGUUUACUAAUUAAACAAAAAAAGGGAAAUGGCCGCCGACGCCGCUGCCACUGCAUCGUCUUUGGUGACGGAGGAGGAGCUGACCUUGACAGUAAAAUGGAGCGGGAAAGAGUACACGGUUCGAGUUUGUGGAGAUGACUCAGUAGCCGAGUUGAAACGAAGGAUCUGUGAAGUGACGAACGUUUUACCCCAAAGGCAAAAGCUUCUUUACCCUAAGAUCGGAAAUAAGCUCUCCGAUGACUCCCUUUUGCUCUCUCAGAUCCCCCUUAAGUCUUCUCUUAAGAUGACCAUGAUUGGAACUGUUGAAGGUGAUAUAAUCGUCGAUCCGGUCGAGGCACCGGAGAUUAUCGAUGAUUUUGAACUCGGGCAAGAUGAAGCUGUUGAUAUUAAAGAUAAAGAGGUUAACAAGCAGAAAUUGAAGAGACGUAUAGAUCAAUACAAGAUCGAACUAAAAGCUCCGUGCCGUAAAGGAAAGAAACUGCUUGUUUUGGAUAUAGACUACACUUUAUUCGAUCAUCGAUCGUCUGCUGAGAAUCCACUUCAACUUAUGCGGCCUUAUCUUCAUGAGUUUCUAACAGCUGCUUAUGCAGAGUACGAUAUUAUGAUUUGGUCUGCGACCAGCAUGAAAUGGGUUGAAUUGAAGAUGGGACAACUCGGGGUACUAAAUAACCCGAACUACAAAAUUACGGCCCUUCUAGACCAUUUAGCCAUGAUCACUGUUCAAUCGGAUUCUCGUGGACUCUUUGAUUGCAAACCACUUGGUUUAAUUUGGGCAAAGUUUCCUGAGUUUUACAGUUCGAAAAACACUAUAAUGUUUGACGAUCUCCGAAGAAAUUUCGUGAUGAACCCGCAGAACGGUUUGACAAUUAAGCCAUUCCGAAAAGCUCAUGCCAACCGAGACACCGAUCAAGAGCUUGUAAAACUCACUCGAUACUUGUUAGCCAUUGCAGAACUCGAUGACUUGAGUGCUCUUGAUCAUAGUAAUUGGCAGUUAUUCACCGACGACAAUGUCAAAAGACGCAGGCAUGCGUGACCGACAUUGCCAAGCACAGAAGUUUAAUGUGUUAAUAAUAAUGUUCACUUUUUAAGGGGUCACGAGCAUCUGAGCAGUGACACCAGUAAAUGCUAGCCGUUGGUACUCCUCGACGAAGGCGUAACGGCAACUUGAGCUCAUGGAUUUCAAUUUAUUAGGCAUUAAUCCCUCUUUUCCAUACAUAUAUAUAUGUAUAUAUGUAUGUAUAACGUCUUUUCUUUGUUAAGAAACCCUAAACUGGAUCAAUCGUUAUUACUCAAUUUAACCUAUGGCAGUUUGAGUAA
Gossypium raimondii (Peruvian cotton) is the source of this 1451-nucleotide messenger RNA. RefSeq names its product ubiquitin-like domain-containing CTD phosphatase. The transcript has 7 exons. Gene Ontology annotation, cellular component: nucleus. The record is from RefSeq and is a predicted model, not a curated record. Gene Ontology annotation, molecular function: protein binding; phosphoprotein phosphatase activity. NCBI's taxonomy places the organism in Eukaryota, Viridiplantae, Streptophyta, Magnoliopsida, Malvales, Malvaceae. Bases 163 to 1167 code for a protein of 334 amino acids.